AAAAGAAAAAGAAACGGAUUGGAAAAUUCAGGAAAAUCUUUUCUAGGUUAGAGGUUUCACUCAACACCUUUUCAUGCUCGUUCCUUCUUCUUUUUUUAUUUUUAUUUUUUCUUUCUCCUUCAAGUCUUUUCUGUUUCUUCAGCUGGCGAGCACCCCUUCGGUUGCUGCUGAAUUUUUGGGUUCUUGGUCGGAAGGUUAGUCUGGCUGAGAUAGUUGGUCUUUGCAAUACCCAGUUGAUAGGGUCAGUAUGGUAUAUGGCGAAUUUUGUCGGCUGAUUUUCUGGGUUCUGGGUGUGUGUUCUGAAGCAGAAAAUCGAGAAAGCGAUAGAAGGAACAUCUUUCUUUAAGGGGGGGGGCCUUGAUGGGUUGCCUCAGAUCCAGGAAAUUCAUGUGUUUUUGUGGAAAAGGUUGCCUUUUUUGGGGUUAACUUGUGAUUCUUGUGCAGUUUUCUACCUUUUCCGGUUCUUUAUCGUGACAAUCCUUUUCUUCCUCUUCCUGGGUUUGGGAUUUGGAUAAGAGCUUGAAUCAGGUUGUUGCCACAUCAUGUAAAUGUGUUUAAGGUUUGGUGGUGGGUUAGAAAUUGUUUUGUCCUUUCUGGGGCUGGAGGAAGAAUCGGGAAGAACUUAAUGGACUAUAUAAGCCCUUGACGGAAUCUGAUAAACAAACUGCAAACUUCUUUGAUUUUUCCGGAGCUGAAGAUGUAGAUCUGGUCUCAGUCGUCAGAUCCGAUUACCCUUUUGAUACAUCCGUCAAUUUCUCCUCAUGCCCAUCUUUUUAUAUGAAUCUCGAAUUCACUUCCUGUUAGCUCUCUUAUUGGUUCGAGAUUGGGAGUCAACGACACAAGAAUGAGAUGGUGUUGCUCAGUCUCAGUCUUGGAACUUUUGUGCCCAUCUCCUUCUUGAUCGAUGGAAAUUGAGGGGAGUUGAGGAUGACCAUUAAUGAUACCGCAUAGAGCAUUUGUGACAACAUAAAAAGUGAGGAUGUGUUGCUCAGUCCCACAAACAUUUGUGCGGUCUCCUUGUUGAGUGAUGGAAAUUAAGGGGAGUUGAGAAUAGCCAUCAACAAUACCAAAGAGAGCAUCUAUAUGGAAGAAAUGUCUCCAGCCAUUGCAGUAACUCUUAGUGUAGGUAAUCUGGUACGUGAUAACUCUGGGAUUUCAUCCUCUGCGGAAAUUACACGGCUCAAGCUUGUGACAAACGCUUCAAAUCUGGUGUCCACUGAGUCUGUAUUCUGUUGCCGUGUUGAUACUGCUGAUUCUAGUUAUGUGAGCAAUUUGGCCACGGAUAUGGCACGCGAUGAUGGUGGUGGUGGAGCUAAUGAGUCGGUGAUGGCGACUGAGAAGGGAGAUCAUUUGGUUCCUAAUGAUAACUCGAUGCAAGAUAAUGAUGAGGAUGAGAUUAUGUCAGUUGGGGAAGACACCAGCUUGGUUACCGCCGAUGAGUUAUUAGCAACAGGCCAAGUGGUGAUAAAAGCAGUAGAAAAUGAUCAAGUUCUGGCUGAGGCCAUAAUUUUGGGAAAUUCCGAGGUUCCUGCAAGUGAACUUAUAGCAGCAGUGAGUUCACAAGCUGAAGGCUCUGAUAUUUCAAUCCUGAAGGCUGCUGCUGUGGUUUCUCAGCUUCCAAAGAAGAAGAGUCUCACCAAAGGAGGCAUAAGGAGUGUUUUCGAGCUAGAUUGUAUACCUCUCUGGGGCUCGGUGUCUUUAUGUGGGAAAAGACCAGAGAUGGAAGAUGCUGUUACAACAGCAUCACGGUUCAUGAAAAUUCCUAUCAAAAUGCUUGUUGGUGAACACAUGAUUGAUGGGAUUAGCCCAAAUUUAACUCAUGUAACCAGUCACUUCUUUGGUGUUUACGAUGGCCAUGGAGGUUCUCGGGUUGCUGACUAUUGUUGUGAGCGGAUCCACCUGGCUUUGGCUGAAGAAAUAGGACAGGUCAAAGGUAACAUAGGAAAUGGAAGUGUUGGGGAAGCUAGGCAAGUAAUGUGGGAAAGAGCCUUCACUAAUUGCUUUCAAAGAGUUGAUGAUGAGAUAGGAGGAAAAGUAAGCAGAGGCAUCCCUUCUGAUCAUGGAAAUGCUUCAGCUGCCAGUUUCAAGCCAGUUGCCCCAGAAACAGUCGGUUCAACAGCUGUUGUUGCUCUGGUAUGCUCUUCCCACAUUAUAGUUGCAAAUUGUGGUGAUUCGAGAGCAGUCCUCUUGCGUGGCAAAGAAGCCAUGCCCCUGUCAGUGGAUCACAAGCCAGAUACAGAGAAGGAGUAUGCUCGAAUUGAUGCAGCUGGGGGCAAGGUCAUACAGUGGAACGGCUACCGUGUCUUCGGUGUUCUUGCAAUGUCAAGGUCAAUUGGCGAUAGGUACUUGAAACCCUGGAUAAUCCCGGAACCCGAGGUGACAUUUGUCCCUCGAGCUCGGGAAGACGAGUGCCUUAUCGUAGCAAGUGAUGGGUUGUGGGAUGUGAUGACCAAUGAGGAGGCAUGCGAGGUGGCGCGGAGGCGGAUUUUGCUGUGGCACAAGAAGAAUGGGGUUCCUUCAUCGCCCUUGGAGAGGGGCAAAGGGGUUGACCCUGCAGCACAAGCUGCCGCUGAUUACCUCUCGGUGCUCGCGCUUGACAAGGGAAGUAAGGACAACAUCUCGGUGAUUGUGGUCGACUUGAAGGCUCAAAGGAAGUUCAAGAGCAAAGACAUGAUGGAGACACGUUCACCCGCCGGCACCGGCCACCUGGGGCAAGAGUAACUAAUAAAAAUAUUAGAGAACCAAAGUGAUUGUAAGGGGACAUAAACUUUGGUCCAUCCAUUUUUCUCAUGGGCUUCAAUGUUUGUGCGAGAUAAUAAAAAGUAGAGUGUUAUCAUACUAAAGGUAGUAGCGGCAAGCGCACCUCCAACGCUAUCCCUUUGUGGACAUGUUGAGACCUGUUUUCAGCAACAGUUCGACUGAUGUUGUUGUGUAACCGCUGAUGUUAAGUUAAAGUUCAUUACCUUUUAGUGCUUA
Molecule: messenger RNA, 2976 nt
Organism: Eucalyptus grandis
Lineage: Eukaryota; Viridiplantae; Streptophyta; Magnoliopsida; Myrtales; Myrtaceae
Product: protein phosphatase 2C 16
Exons: 4
Coding region: 1084-2721 (545 amino acids)
Biological process (GO): protein dephosphorylation
Molecular function (GO): protein serine/threonine phosphatase activity; cation binding
Source: RefSeq, a predicted model, not a curated record